Arctia plantaginis is the source of this 1254-nucleotide messenger RNA. Lineage: Eukaryota; Metazoa; Arthropoda; Insecta; Lepidoptera; Erebidae. The record is from the annotation of a GenBank genome assembly.
AUGGAAGGUACAGAACUGGGUGGCGACCAGCAAUUUUGUUUGAGAUGGAACAAUUUUCAAGCGAAUAUAACAUCUCAAUUCGAGGCAUUGCGCGAUGAUGAGGACUUCGUGGAUGUCACCCUGGCAUGUGAGGGGCACCGGCUGGAGGCACAUAAAGUGGUUUUAUCAGCAUGUAGUCCAUAUUUCAAGGAAUUAUUUAAAAAUAAUCCAUGUCCGCAUCCUAUAAUCUUUAUGCGGGACUGCGAAGUGUCUCAUGUACGUGCGUUACUACAGUUCAUGUACGUAGGCCAGGUAAACAUCGCGCAGGCGCAGCUUAGCGCCUUCCUACGUACUGCCGACGCGCUGCAGAUACGAGGCCUCACAGACUGUUCACAACACAACGACAAAAAAGCGAAUCGAAAAUCACCUCCUUCCCAACUACGUAACUUGCUCAGCGCCAAGCCGUCACACUCUACCUCCUCCUCCAAAGCCGCAAACCAAAAUGUCGAAACGACCUCUGCCGACGACCAAGAACAGAGCGCAAGUCGUCGUUCCACGCGAAAUUCUCCCGAUGUUGCCAGAAACAAUCUCAAUGAAGAAGCUCCCUUUCAAACUUCUAGUCAAAUGAGGCCUAAUAAUGAUGACUAUAGAGAAACGCCCAAUUACCCAACUUUAAGGGUGAAAACUGAUCUCGAAGCAACAGAAGUGAAAAACGAAGAGAGUGAAAUUCUCAUGGACCCUGGGGACCCCGAUAGAAUAGAAAUAGACAAAUGUCAAGAAUUCAAUGCAACAGAUCUUUUAGAACCAAAAAUGGAAGUUAUGGAGCAAGAAGCUAGUGACGACGAACGUUCAAGUUUUCAGCAAAUGUAUUACAAUGAAAAUAACGCACUUGCAAAUCCAUUCGCCGCAUUGCCAGGUAAUAUAGAUCUAAUGAGCGGCAUGAACACGGAGCUUCGGGACGAAAAUGCGGAAGGUAAUUAUACUUUUUUUUAUCUCUCACUGUCACGUCAUUGUCACACGCACACGUCGACUCGGACAGCCGCGCCCCCGGCGAACCUCUUUUUAGCACAUUUGACAAUUGAACCGGCCGUAGAAGAGAGCGCGCGCGUCUCGUAUCGAGUCAGGUGGCUAGGCGCGCGGGUGUCGGACGACGCGCGGCCGACCCGCACUGACCGCAAGCGCCGCGGGCCUCCGAACACCGCUCGUAUUGUUCCACCGGCCGAAGCCCAACAUGUCGGGCACCACGGAACUAGUGUUGUCCUAUUCAAAUGCUAA